UUGAACUCUUAUUAAAGCAUUCCUGUAAUGCUUCUGUAGAGCACCAGAAAUUACAGAAUCAGACGCCUGAACAAUGCUGCUGCUUCCAACACUGAUCACUUUUGCCCUGGGAAUAUCUCUGUUGAAAAAAUCCACUGCAACUCCAAGCCAGACGGUUCAAAAAUGGGAUUCAAAUGUAUGUGCAGUAGUUAUAUGUGGACCUGCUCAGAACGGAUUACCAGGCAGAGAUGGAAGAGAUGGGAAGGAAGGCCCUAAAGGAGAAAAAGGAAGUCAAGGAUUACAAGGAUUAAAGGGGUCACAAGGUCCCCCAGGAAAGAUGGGCCCUGCUGGAUUAGUAGGAGGGAAGGGCUCACCAGGAGAAAAAGGCACAAAAGGGGAUAUUGGAGCUAGAGGAUUUCAAGGAGUCCCAGGUUUGAAGGGUAAUCCAGGCAAUGCGGGCCCUUCUGGGCCAAAAGGGGAUAAGGGUUCACCAGGUGAAAAAGGAGUAAAAGGGGAGACAGGCCUGCCAGGAACUACAGGUUCAAAGGGGCAGCCAGGAAUCACAGGCUUCCCUGGACCAAAAGGGGACAAAGGUUCAGUAGGUGAAAAGGGAGCAAAAGGAGACAAAGGAGACAGAGGGUUACAAGGAAGCUCAGGUUUACAGGGCCCCAAAGGGCAAAUUGGUUCUUCUGGGCUAAAAGGUGAUAAAGGUUCAGUAGGUGAAAAAGGAACAAGGGGAGACAGUGGACUAUCAGAAAUCAAUCUCCUUAAAAGACAAGUAAGUACUUUGGAAGGGCAGCUGAGAGCUCUGCAAAGCAGUUUCUCCAAGUACAAAAAAGUUAUAAUGUUCCCGAAUGGUAGAAUUGUUGGUGAAAAGAUAUUCAUGACCAGUGGCUAUGAAGGCAACUUUGACAGUCUGAAACAAAGAUGUUCCCAAGCUGGAGGCCAGCUUGCUUCUCCUCAGAAUGCCGCCGAGAAUGCUGCCAUCCAGCAGAUAGUUGUUUUGUACAACAAAUUAGUGUUUCUUGGGAUAAAUGAUAUUCAGACAGAAGGUCGUUUCAAGUAUCUAAAUGGAGAAAACAUUGUGUAUUCCAACUGGCAAACAGGGGAACCAAAUAACGACAAAGGCAUUGAGGACUGUGUAGAAGUCUAUUCAAGCGGAAAGUGGAAUGACAAAUCCUGUGGAGAGAAACGGCUAAUUGUGUGUGAAUUUUAAACCACCUAUCACAUUGCCUUUGCUUCACUUGAUGGACGUGACACAUGCUGUAGUGUGUUAGAAUCAAAUAUCUAUCAUUUUUAAUGGGGCUUUGCAGGUAUAUAGGAUUUCAAAGUUUAAAACAAAAUCAUCAGAUUCUGCUUUUUGUGCUAAAAAAUGUUAGUUCAAGUAGAAAGCAGUUUUCCUUCAUGUAUGGAGUCUGAUAAAAUCCAAAUACCCAGAUGCAACCCCAUGCAGAAGGAUACAUUGAUGGAUUAGUCUCCUAGGAAAUACAAGACAGACUUGACAUUGUUCUGAUUGGCCACAAGAGGUCAUCUGUAUGCCUAAUGAACAUGCCUAACGAACAGUGCAUUCUCUUGCUUGGUUAACAUUUAUUAUUUAUUUUUCUAUUACUGUACUCCAGAGACAUCCCAUACUAGGUCAGAGUUCAAUUGUGCAAGGAGCUGUACAAACACUAGGAAGACAUAGCCCCAAAGAGCUUAUAUUUGACUUUAAGAAGUAUUCUGUGCUUCUCUACUUGGAAUUAUUUAAGGACAUAUAUCUGUGUUAAAACUUGGAUCUGUUUGUUGAAAUGCCUAGUGACCUGGAAGAAUAUAAUCCACCGUAUUUUUGUACUGUUGUUCGUUGCUUGAUUUUUUGCCAGUGAAAUAUUGUAUGCACUGUACUUUCAGGUGUGAAGGGUUUACAUGGAAUUAGAUGACUGACUGCAUGAAUUUCCCCAAAUAGUUUCAGAUCACAAAGAACUUCAGUAAAAUCAAUUUAAUUAGAAACAAAGAAAAUCUUCUCAAAACAAAAUGAAUGAUAUGAAAGGAGGAAGGUGCUUAAAUGACCCCAUUACAGUAGUAUUUGAGCGCCAAUAACCUCUGUCCUGUCUGAGAGAUUCCCUUUGAUAUCUUCAUAACACUUUUCCUUUUCCCAGAACAGACAGACUGGAUUGCCUUCUGCUGUCUCAACACCCAACUGUACAUCCAGUUCUGCUUUUACACGUUUGAAGAGGACUGUUUCUCAAAUUUAUGUUGCAAUGCAAAAAGCUGCAUGUAGAAUUCAGCUGACUUAAUAGGUAUAAAUAGCUCAUGACUUCUCAGGCCAAAUAGAACUCCCUGAAUGUCUUUUCUGGCUAAUGUGGUUAGUCUGAAGUUAAAGUCAGUAUCUCACUGAGUCCUACACUUAGAGAUAAUAACUAUGUUUCUCAAUAGUUCCCUCUAUAUAAAAUAGAAAUUCUUGACAGAUGAAGCUGCAUUUGUCACAGUUCUACUUAGUAGAAAAAAUCUUUUUUAAAAAUCUAAAAAUAUCUAAUUAAAAGAAAGAGAUUAAAAGUUGUAUAGAGCAUAAACUCUAUCCUGAGCUUUUAGGCUAAGCAUGUACCUGUGCCACAUCAGUAACUUGUCAUAUAGGAAGCUAAAUAUGAUGAUUACUUAGAGUACACUGUCCAAGAUGUGUCCUUCCACCUUUACUGUAAUUUCUGAGGCAGGUCCUACCAGGUCUUUAGGCAGCUCCUUUUCUGGGGUAGUCCACUGCUUCAGAUAGAUUAACCUUGCUGGAGUAGCUCUUCAGUUGGGACGCAGUACACUUCUUCACUGGUCCCCUCUGGUGUUUCCUUGAUUCACUCAACCUUGUAGGAGCUUUCAAAUGAAGUCUCCUGUGUUCCUGAAUUGAGGACAUUGUGAUGCUCUGUAUCUCGGGGGAGCACCCCCAUGUUCAUCUUUAUAAAAUGAUUGUGUGGUAUCCAAUGCAAAGUUUGUCAUGUUGGGUGUCUUCGGAAGGCUCAUAAUGCACUGAGCAUGGUUGUUAUAGUGAUUGUUAUAGUGAUAUAGUAAUUGUUACAGUAAUGCUAUAGUAAGUUUAUAGGUUAUAAUUCCAUGUAUAUAGUUAUGAGGCUGAAAAAGUAUCCUCAUGGCUUAAAGCAAGCCCAUGCAAAAACUCUCCAAGAACAGAGAUGCAAUUCACAUCUUGUCAGGGCAUGGAUGGGACAAACCCAGCUUAGCCUCACAGGAACAAUGGACAGUGGCUUAGACAGCAACAAAAGAAUCGGUUAGAACCUCGAGGGAGUCCCCCCUUCCUUUGGGCAGUUUGGGACUGCGAUAAGGUAAUGUUCACCUGAUGCUGAAGGGGUGGGGGCAAAGCCAAGAGGAAAGAAAGGACAUGAUAAAAGGGAGAGACAUUUUGCCAUGCUCUCUCUCUUCCACGUACAUCUACAGACACCACCACCACCAAGCGACUGAAACACUGAUCAAAGGGGAGAGCCUGACUGAAAAGUAACCAGCCAGCCUGUGGUGAGAAGCAUCUAAGUUUGCAAGGACAUUGAAAGUGUUAAGAUCAGCUUAGAAUGCAUUUUGCUUUUAUUUCAUUUGACCAAUUCUGACUUGUUAUGCUUUGACUUAUAAUCACUUAAAAUCUAUCUUUAUCGUUAAUAAAUCUGUUUGUUUAUUU
Dermochelys coriacea (leatherback sea turtle) is the source of this 3625-nucleotide messenger RNA. RefSeq names its product pulmonary surfactant-associated protein D-like. The transcript has 8 exons. Lineage: Eukaryota; Metazoa; Chordata; Testudines; Dermochelyidae. The record is from RefSeq and is a predicted model, not a curated record. Bases 74 to 1195 code for a protein of 373 amino acids.